Saccharomycopsis crataegensis is the source of this 2190-nucleotide messenger RNA. RefSeq names its product ribosome biosynthesis protein ENP2 (gene ENP2). The record is from RefSeq and is a predicted model, not a curated record. Gene Ontology annotation, molecular function: protein binding. The coding region runs from base 1 to 2190 and encodes 729 amino acids. Gene Ontology annotation, biological process: maturation of SSU-rRNA from tricistronic rRNA transcript (SSU-rRNA, 5.8S rRNA, LSU-rRNA). Gene Ontology annotation, cellular component: small-subunit processome; nucleolus; 90S preribosome. Lineage: Eukaryota; Fungi; Ascomycota; Saccharomycetes; Ascoideales; Saccharomycopsidaceae. The transcript has a single exon.
AUGGUUCUUAAAUCAACAUCAUCCAAUAAUAUAUCGGUGUAUCAAGUCAGUGGGACGAAUUUCUCAAGAGCUCUUCCUGACUGGAUUGCCAAAAAGAGAAAGAAGUCUUUGAAGAAUGAUCUUGAAUAUCAACAACGGAUUGAAUUGAUCCAGGAUUUCGAAUUCUCAGAAGCUUCCAACAAGAUUAGAGUGACAAAUGAUGGGAAAUAUUGUAUGGCCACAGGGGUAUACAAGCCACAGAUUCACGUAUAUGAUUUUGAAAAUCUUUCACUUAAAUUUGAUAGACAUACCAACGCCGAAAAUGUGGAUUUUUUAUUGAUGGCCGAUGACUGGACCAAAUCGGUACAUUUACAGAAUGAUCGUUCCAUUGAGUUUCAAAAUAAAGGAGGCUUGCACUACCGUACAAGAAUCCCUCAUUUUGGUCGUGGUUUGGCUUACGAAACCAAUAGUUGUAACUUGUUUGUUGCCGCUAGUCAAUCAGAAUUGUUUCGUUUGAACUUGACCAAAGGGGUGUUCCUUAAACCAUUUGAUUUGGAAAUCGAACAAGGAAAAGGGGCAAACUGCGUAGACAUUAACCCGAAAAAUUCUCUUCUAUCGGUGGGGCUUGAAAAAAAUAUCGUGGAAUUCUGGGAUCCAAGAGCAAGAUUUAGAGUAGCAAAAUUGACGGUUGAAGAUAAUGGAUUUUCGGAUUUCGCUACGAAUUUAUUGGGGGUCACUGCCACUUCAUUCAAGGAUGAUGGGCUUCAUUUUGCAUGCGGUACCUCUGACGGGAAAUCAUAUAUUUACGAUUUAAGAUCAUCUAACCCAAUCACCGUCAAGGACCAAGGGUACGGUUAUGACAUCAAGAAGCUAACAUGGUUGAACAACAAUAAGAACAACCAAGAUGCCCAAGACUUGAUCUUGUCUUCCGAUAAGCGUAUUGCCAAGAUUUGGAACAGUGAAACUGGGAAACCUUAUGCUUCGAUGGAACCAAGUGUCGACAUCAAUGAUAUUGCGUAUAUUCCAGAUAGUGGGAUGUUCUUCAUGGCCAACGAAGGGAUACAAAUGCACACUUAUUAUAUUCCAAACUUGGGACCGGCACCACAAUGGUGUUCAUUCUUGGAUAACUUGACCGAAGAAAUGGAAGAAAAGCCAAGCGAUACCAUUUACUCUAAUUACAAGUUUAUUACUAAGGAAGAAUUGAAGAAGUUGAAUAUUGCUCAUCUUGUGGGUACCAAGGUCUUGAGAUCCUACAUGCAUGGAUACUUCAUUAGUACCGAGUUGUAUGAUAAGGUUUCAUUGAUCGCCAACACCAUGUCAUACAAGGAUAUGAGAGAUAGAGAAGUGAGACAACAAAUGGCUAAACAAAGUGAAUCGAGAAUUAAAAGCUCGGGCGUUGCGUCAUCCAAGAUCAAGGUCAACAAGAACCUUAUCGAAAAACUUUCAGAAAAGAAACAUGGGGACAAGAUGGUGGACUCGUUACUUGCCGAUGAUCGUUUCACGGAUAUGUUUGAGAAUCCAGACUUCCAGAUUGAUGAGGAUGCUCAUGAUUAUAAACAAUUGAACCCAGUUAAGGCACCUGGCGAAACAGAUGAUAGACCAAGAGCUUUGACUGCUGCCGAGGAAUCAGAUGAAGAAAGAAUGAAUAAGAACUAUGAGAGAAGUGAUGAUGAAUCAGCUAGCGAAUCGGAAGGUGAAGAAGAUUAUAACGAUAAAGAUAAAUCAUCGGAUACCUCUGAUUCGGAACCUGAAUCAGAAGACGAGGUUGCUAGAAAGAUGAGAAUUGCCGAAGAAAAAGCGGAUGAAAAGGAAAGAAGAAGAGUUGAGAGAUAUAAAAAGAGUAAAGCAGAAUCAGAUAAGUUCCUUAAACAACUCGAAAAUGCCAACAAAUCUAACAAAUCAUUCAAUAUGUUAUCUGCUGAUAGCGGCAAUGGAGAUGCUAAGUCUGGCAGAUCUUUCAAGUCGCUCACUUCAGAAAUUAACAAGAACCAAAGAAUAUCCAAAGAACAAAGCUCCCAUGAGCAAGUCAGAGUUCACCGCCAUGGUAAAGGGGAGGUGGAGAUCAGUUUUGUUCCACAAUCUGCUAAAGAAAAGAAGCAACAAAAACAAAAGAUCUUGGAUGAAGAAGAUUAUGACGAAGAGAAAGACGGAAGACGGGAACAAAGAUACGAGGGCCGUAGAAGAGUUUCAAAGAGAACUAUUUUCGAAUGA